AUGUCAGUUGCGGAGCUCGAAUGUGGCUCCCCAUUCGAGCCAAGAUGCCCUCCCCCCAUCGGUGAGUUCUCUGAAACGCAAUCCUGCCACGUCUACGCCGGUCACGGGGCACAUCUCCCAGCCAUACGAGAUGAAUCACCUGUCCCGUUCCACCACUCUAUUUCUAUCUCCGCUGCUCCAGUUCAGUGGGGCGCUCUUCAGCAACAGCAUCAUGCGAUGGCGCAUGCCAUGUUGUCGGCAUACGAUCCAUUACCAGACCCCACCCCUUCAUCUUACACCCUUCCUUCGAACGAUCCACCCAUGGUCGAAUCCUUGUUUGGCCCAGCUUAUGGUACUGUUCAGCAAUCUUUGAACCCACCAGGCAGGUAUCCACAGUGCGGACAAUCAAGCAUUGUCCCGAAUCAGGUGGCAUCGAAUUCGCAAUCAUCAGUUCAUCUGAACUAUCAACAGCAGCUAUAGCCAUCGUAUAGAAAUGCCAGAAGGGCG
Messenger RNA from Aspergillus eucalypticola CBS 122712, 486 nucleotides. RefSeq lists its product as uncharacterized. NCBI's taxonomy places the organism in Eukaryota, Fungi, Ascomycota, Eurotiomycetes, Eurotiales, Aspergillaceae. The transcript has a single exon. The record is from RefSeq and is a predicted model, not a curated record. The coding region runs from base 1 to 459 and encodes 152 amino acids.